AUGAAAUUUAGCGUCGGUCUAUUAUUCGCGGCUGUGGCAGUUGCAAGCAGCCCAGCCAAGAAGGCCAAUGCUGUUUCAGUUACUGGCUCGCCUCCAGGGUUUGCAUACGGAGUUACGGGAGGUGGAGACGCGACGCCAGUUUAUCCCACCGAUGUCAAACAUCUAAUCCAACUUCUGGGAUCUGAUGAUCCUCAGGUCAUCAUCAUCGACAAGACAUACGAUUUCAUCGGAACGGAAGGGACAACCAAGGGAAACAUCUGCAAGGCAUUUGGCUCCUUUGAGGAUGGCUGCCAGUCUACCAUUGAUAUCGGAAAGGGAUGCGACGGUCACCCGUCCGAGCCGUAUGAGUGGGAUACUGCUGGAGUCACAGGAAUCAGUGUUCACUCGGAUAAGACGAUCAUUGGAAUCGGAAACAAGGGCGUACUCCUCGGCAAAGGGCUGAGAAUAGUCCGCGCCUCCAACAUCAUUGUACAGAACAUCAUGAUCACCAACCUCAAUCCACAGCUUGUCUGGGGUGGCGAUGCUAUCACACUCUCUGGCACUUCAAAGGUCUGGAUUGACCAUGUUACGACUCAAUACACUGGCCGUGUACACUAUGUCUUUGGUCAAGAAGCAAACGCUCUUGUCACUAUCUCCAACAGCUUCAUGAAUGGCGCAACUAACUUCUCUACUUCGUGCGACGGGCAAAAUUACUGGGGAUUGGAGCUUGUCGGAGCCGACGACCAGAUUACGUUUGCAAACAACUACGUGUACCGCACAUCCGGCCGCAGCCCUGCACUGAGCGGUAAGACGCUUUUCCAUGCCGUCAAUAGCGUGUGGGAGGGCAACACCGGCCACGCUAUUGAGGGCACCGACGACGGCCAAGGCCUCUUCGAAGGCUGCGUCUUCAAUAACGUAACCCAAAUUGUCGGAGAUUUUGUUGGUCAACUCUUUAGCUCGCCGAGUGCUACUGCCAACAAAGCAUGCUCCGGCUACCUUAAGAGGGAUUGCGUGACCAACAUUCAAACAAACAAUGGGGCUGAGUUUACGAACGCCGAUACUAAGUUCUUCUCUAACUUCGUCGGCCUCAACAUUGCAAGUGCAAGCGCAGCUUCGGCAGCCCAGGCAAGCGUCCCAACCAAUGCUGGAAACACACUUUAA
Molecule: messenger RNA, 1140 nt
Organism: Penicillium egyptiacum
Lineage: Eukaryota; Fungi; Ascomycota; Eurotiomycetes; Eurotiales; Aspergillaceae
Source: the annotation of a GenBank genome assembly